Messenger RNA from Physcomitrium patens, 1473 nucleotides. Its product is annotated as malate dehydrogenase, glyoxysomal. NCBI's taxonomy places the organism in Eukaryota, Viridiplantae, Streptophyta, Bryopsida, Funariales, Funariaceae. Gene Ontology annotation, molecular function: L-malate dehydrogenase (NAD+) activity. Gene Ontology annotation, biological process: tricarboxylic acid cycle; malate metabolic process. The record is from RefSeq and is a predicted model, not a curated record. Gene Ontology annotation, cellular component: chloroplast; cytoplasm.
CGCCAUCCCAACCAGCUCCUCGCCGCUGGAUCCAGCCGCGUCGAAAGGACCCUCUUCACUGGGAGUGGGUCUUUUCUCGGCCCGUGACCGUGCCCGAGGUCUGGCUUGAAAGCAAGUGAGAAAUUAUACUGCAGCAGCUAAUUCGACAAAGCUCUACGACCCUGCAUUAGGAAAGUUGCAGCCAUGGAGGAAGCUAACGCGCGUGCGCAAGUGAGGAUGGCGCGAAUUGCCUCGCACAUGAGAGCGCCGGAGGGAAACAGCAUGGUUGGGUUAGAGAGGGAGCCUACUCGUGCACGGGGUGCAGCUCCAGGAUUCAAAGUGGCGGUGCUAGGAGCAGCCGGAGGAAUCGGGCAGCCCUUGUCGCUGCUUAUGAAGAUGCACCCCCUAGUGUCCACUCUCCAUUUGUACGAUGUUUUCAACACCCCUGGAGUUGUUGCUGACUUGAGCCACACCAAUACGUCUGCUGUGGUGCGAGGAUUUCUUGGCAAUGACCAAUUGGGGCCUGCUUUGACCGGAAUGGACUUGGUCAUCAUUCCUGCUGGAGUGCCACGAAAACCAGGUAUGACAAGAGACGAUUUGUUCAACAUCAAUGCAGGUAUUGUGCGUACUUUGAUCGAAGGUUGUGCAAAGCACUGCCCGCGAGCAUUCAUCAACAUCAUCAGCAACCCUGUGAACUCCACCGUCCCCAUUGCUGCUGAGGUGCUGAAGCUGGCUGGUGUAUACGACCCUAAGCGCCUCUUCGGAGUUACCACUCUGGAUGUCGUUCGGGCCAACACUUUUGUGGCUGAGGUUAUUGGCGUGGAUCCUAAAACCGUGGAUGUGCCAGUGCUUGGUGGACAUGCUGGUAUUACCAUCCUGCCCAUCUUGUCUCAGGUGACCCCCCAAUUUACCUUCACAGACAAGGAAGUGGCAUACUUGACCAACCGUAUUCAGAAUGGAGGAACUGAAGUGGUUGAGGCUAAAGCAGGAACAGGAUCUGCAACUUUGUCCAUGGCGUAUGCGGCUGCUGAGUUUGCGCAAUCCUGUCUACGUGCAUUACAAGGAGAGUCUGGCAUCAUUGAGUGUGCUUAUGUUGCUUCUGAGGUGACUGAACUGCCCUUUUUCGCAACAAAGGUGAGGAUUGGGCGUGAGGGUAUUGAGGAGAUCUUUCCUGUUGGACCGCUGAAUCACCAUGAAAGGGAGGGUAUAGAGAAAUUGAAACCAGAGCUUCGCCAAAGCAUUGAGAAAGGUGUUAACUUUGUACAUAACCCACCACCCAAAAAGUCCUAAACCUGUAAAUCUAGGAGGAGACUUGAAGCUAGUUGUAGUGACUUUUUAUCUAGUUAAGUGUGCAGUUUAUAAUGGCUCUCAAGUUUCAUGUACUAUGGUGCUUAAGCGUGGAAAUUUAAGACGAUUACAACUUAGGAUGUACUCACUACAGAAAGCAGUCGUAAAGUUCUGUUUUAAAUCACCUAAUGGAUAUGGAUUAUAUUA